Messenger RNA from Penicillium atrosanguineum, 2058 nucleotides. Its product is annotated as putative NADH-ubiquinone oxidoreductase 64 kDa subunit. Gene Ontology annotation, molecular function: calcium ion binding; NADH dehydrogenase activity. The coding region runs from base 1 to 2058 and encodes 685 amino acids. The transcript is spliced from 4 exons. Lineage: Eukaryota; Fungi; Ascomycota; Eurotiomycetes; Eurotiales; Aspergillaceae. The record is from RefSeq and is a predicted model, not a curated record.
AUGAGCGCAGCGCUGCUCCGGGGUCGUCCGGGCGGCCCCGCGCUACGGUCAAUUGCCUCCCUGUCGACGAGAUUGGAGUCAAACGCCUUUCUGAUUGCGAGGUCUCCUACUUCGCGCGCUUUGCACAGCAAAAACCGACCGCUGCAACGGCGACCCUUCGGCCCUACCCUCAAUGCAUCUAUCCCGAUCCGGUUCAAGUCCGACGUCGCCGCGGCCGCAGAGGCAGCGACGGCAGGUCGAUCUAGAGCCCUGACUAUUCUGUACAGGAUAUUUGCCUCAUGUGGCUUUUUCGUCGUCGGUACCGGUCUUGUUGUCGUUGCUUUCUUUGCCUACGAUGCUAGUACCUACCGGGAAGGCCGCACGUCAGAAGAUAUCCCUGUUUCCGAGUUGGCAUUGAUUCCGCGUCGAGGUGGGCCGAAGAACCUGCCUAUUGCAGAUGUCCUCGUUAGCGAUUAUGACUCGCAGGCAAUGCUCGAUCAGAAGGAUAAACCGCGUUUGGUCAUUCUGGGUACCGGUUGGGGUAGUGUUGCGCUUUUGAAGAACCUCAACCCGGGUGAUUACCACGUUACUGUCGUUUCGCCGACCAAUUACUUCUUGUUUACGCCUAUGUUGCCUUCUGCUACUGUCGGUACACUAGGUCUGAAGUCUUUGGUUGAGCCUAUUCGUCGGAUUAUUGAGCGUGUUCAUGGUCAUUUCUUGAAGGCUUCGGCUAUGGAUGUUGACUUUUCGGAGAAGCUUGUUGAGGUUUCCCAAGUGGAUAAUGAUGGUGUUCGGAAGAAUUUCUACCUCCCUUAUGAUAAGCUUGUUGUGGGUGUUGGCUGCAUCACCAACCCGCACGGUGUCAAGGGCCUUGAGAACUGCAAUUUCCUGAAGACGAUUGACGACGCCCGCCAGAUCAAGAACAAGGUUUUGGAUAACAUGGAACUCGCCUGUCUUCCCACUACCACUGAUGAGGAGCGUAGACGUUUGCUGUCGUUCGUCGUUUGUGGUGGUGGCCCAACGGGUGUUGAAUUCGCUGCUGAGUUGUUCGAUCUGCUCAACGAGGACCUUCUGUAUUCAUUCCCCAAAAUUGUUCGGAAUGAGAUCUCCGUCCACAUCAUUCAAAGCCGAACUCACAUCCUGAACACCUACGAUGAAGCCCUCUCCCAAUAUGCCGAGGGUCGCUUCACUCGUGAUGGUGUCGAGGUCUUGACAAAUGCUCGUGUGAAGGAAGUCAAGAAGGACCGCGUUCUCUUCAGCCAGGUGGAAGACGGCAAAGAGGUUGUUAAGGAGGUUCCUACAGCAUUCUGCCUCUGGUCCACAGGAGUUGCACGCGCCGAGAUCUGCGAUACGCUCUGUGAAAAACUAGAAGGACAACAAAAUAAGCACGCAAUAGAAACAGACUCCCAUCUCCGCGUAAUCGGCUCACCCCUGGGUGACGUCUACGCCAUCGGUGACUGCUCGACAGUGCAAAACAACGUCGCUGGAAACAUCAUCAAAUUCCUCCGCACCAUCGCUUGGGAGAAGGGCAAAGACCCUGAAAAGGUGCAUCUGACCUUCUCUGAAUGGCGCGACGUUGCCAACCGCGUGAAGAAGCGCUUCCCUCAAGCAUCUAACCAUCUUCGCCGCCUUGAUCGCCUAUUCAUGCAGUACGACAAGGACCACUCUGGCACUCUCGACUACGGCGAACUGUCCGAGCUCCUCCACCAGAUCGAUACCAAGCUCACCUCGCUUCCUGCCACUGCCCAGCGCGCUAACCAGCAGGGUCAGUACCUAGGCCACAAGCUGACCAAGAUCGCGGCUGCUUUGCCCGGUUAUAAGGCCAACGAGAUCGACUACGGUGACCUCGACGAGACUGUUUAUAAGGCCUUCAAGUACAAGCACCUCGGUAGCUUGGCGUACAUUAGCAACGCUGCUAUCUUCGACUUUGGCGGCAUGAGCUUCAGCGGUGGUAUUAUUGCUAUGUAUCUCUGGCGCAGUAUUUACUUUACAGAGAGUGUUAGCUUCCGCACUCGGUGUAUGCUGGCCAUGGAUUGGGCUAAGCGUGCCCUCUUCGGAAGAGAUCUGAUGAGCUUCUAA